Papaver somniferum (opium poppy) is the source of this 3115-nucleotide messenger RNA. Its product is annotated as probable methionine--tRNA ligase. Gene Ontology annotation, molecular function: ATP binding; tRNA binding; methionine-tRNA ligase activity. The record is from RefSeq and is a predicted model, not a curated record. Gene Ontology annotation, cellular component: cytosol; aminoacyl-tRNA synthetase multienzyme complex. NCBI's taxonomy places the organism in Eukaryota, Viridiplantae, Streptophyta, Magnoliopsida, Ranunculales, Papaveraceae. Gene Ontology annotation, biological process: methionyl-tRNA aminoacylation. Bases 425 to 2917 code for a protein of 830 amino acids. The transcript is spliced from 17 exons.
UAUACAUCCACUAUUCUUCGAGUAGGAAGAAAACUUCUGCCUGAGAAACCUAAUUUUAUUUAUACAUCCCCUCUUCUUCAAUCAGAAAGAAAACUUUUGCGUGAAAAACCCUAAUUUAUAUUGUACAUCCGCUCUUCUUCAAUUCGAAAGAAAACUUCUGCCUGAAACACCCUAAUUUUAUUAUACAUCCCCUCUUCUUCAAUCAGAAAGAAAACUGUUGCCUGAAAAACCCUAAUUUUAUUAUAUAUCCGCUCUUCUUCAAUUCGAAAGAAAACUUCUGCCUGAAAAACCCUAAUUUUAUUAUACAUCCGCUCUUCUUCAAUCAGAAAGAAAACUUCUGACUGAAAAAUCCUCUUUUUAUUAUACAUCCGCUCUUCUUCAAGUAGGAAGAGAACUUCUGCCUGCAAAACCCUAAUUUUCAGCCAUGGCAGAUCUCCAAGUGAAAAAAAUUCCUAAACUACCAAUUCCUGGCCGUAGAAACAUUAUGAUUACUAGCGCAUUACCUUAUGUUAAUAACGUUCCUCACCUUGGAAAUAUCAUUGGUUGUGUUUUGAGUGCUGAUGUCUUCGCUCGUUAUUGCCGUCUCAGAGGUUAUAACACGAUUUAUAUGUGUGGUACAGAUGAAUAUGGAACAGCCACUGAAACCAAAGCUAUGGAAGAAGGAUGUACACCUAAGGAGAUUUGUGAUAAGUAUCAUGCGAUUCACAGAGAUGUUUACAACUGGUUUGACAUAAGCUUUGACGAGUUUGGACGCACUUCUAGUCCCCAACAGACUGAAGUUUGCCAAGCAAUUUUCAAGAUGCUGAAUGAGAACAACUGGCUUUCUGAAAAUACAAUGCAGCAGCUUUACUGCAAAACGUGUAAGCGUUUCUUAGCUGAUCGGCUGGUAGAAGGAACCUGUCCUAGACCAACAUGUAACUAUGAUUCAGCACGAGGUGACCAGUGUGAAAAAUGUGGAAACCUUUUGAAUCCGACGGAGCUACAGGAUCCCAAGUGCAAGGUAUGCCGGAACACUCCUGAAAUUCGUGAUACAGAUCAUUUGUUUCUAGAACUCCCCUUGCUGAAGGAUAAAUUGGAAGAAUAUAUCAACCAUAUGUCCGUUGCUGGAUCGUGGAGCCAGAAUGCAAUUCAAGCUACAAAUGCAUGGCUAAAAGAGGGUCUGAGAUCAAGGUGUAUAACCAGAGAUCUCAAGUGGGGGGUUCCUGUUCCACAUGAGAAAUACAGAGACAAGGUUUUUUAUGUUUGGUUCGACGCACCUAUUGGUUACGUCUCGAUAACUUCAUGCUACACUUCUGAUUGGGAGAAGUGGUGGAAGAAUCCAGAAAAUGUGGAGCUUUAUCAAUUUAUGGGAAAGGACAAUGUGCCGUUCCACACUGUAAUGUUCCCCUCAACUCUUCUUGGAACUGGCGAAAACUGGACACUGAUGAAGACUAUUAGUGUUACAGAAUAUUUGAAUUAUGAAGCAGGGAAGUUCUCUAAGAGUAAAGGAAUAGGUGUUUUUGGUAAUGAUGCAAAAGACACAAAGAUUCCUUCAGAAGUAUGGAGAUACUAUUUGUUGACAAAUAGGCCUGAAGUAUCAGACACUCUGUUUACAUGGAAGGAUUUGCAAGCCAAACUUAACAGCGAGUUGCUUGCUAACUUGGGCAAUUUUAUCAACCGUGUCUUGAGCUUCAUUGCCAAGCCUUCAGGUUUAGGUUAUGGUUCUAUUAUUCCUGAUGCUGCAAAUGCAGAAUCACACUCCUUGACAAAGGCUUUGGCAGAGAAAGUUGGAAAACAUGUUGAGCAAUAUGUUGAAGCUAUGGAAAAGGUUAAACUAAAGCAAGGCUUGAAAACUGCAAUGUGCAUUUCUAGUGAAGGAAAUUGCUACCUACAAGAUAGCCAGUUCUGGAAACUAUACAAGGAAGAUUCAGCUUCUUGUGCUAUUGUCAUGGGUACUUCUGUUGGGCUAGUUUUUCUUCUAGCAUCUCUUUUGGAACCGUUUAUACCAUCCUUUUCUGUAGAGGUAGUGAAGCAACUCAAUUUGUCUUCCGAACUUCCACUCUCUCUUAGCGAUGAAAAUGGAUAUAUAAAUGGGGCAAGAAGACCUUGGGAGAUUAUACCUCCUGGCCACAAAAUUGGGUCACCACGGCCACUUUUUAAAGAACUAAAAGAUGAGGAGGUGGAGUUCUUCAGGGAGAAGUUCGCUGGAAGUCAAGCUGACAGAAAGGUAAAGGCUGAUGCAAAGAAAAUGGCUGGCCAACUAGAGAAAACCAAGCUUUCUGAUGCAAAGAAACAAAAGGCAUCAACAUCUGCAGCUCAGGGCAUAUCUGGGGGUGCUGGAAAAAAAAUGGCUGGCCAACUUAAGAAAACCAAGCUUUCUGAUGCAAAGAAACAAAAGGCAUCAACAUCUGCAGCUCAGGGCAUAUCUGGGGGAGCUGCUGAAACAGAAAUCACCAUCAGUAGACUUGACAUUCGUGUUGGUCUCAUUACUAAGGUCUGGAGGCAUCCAGAUGCUGGUUCCCUUUAUGUUGAGGAGAUUGAAGUGGGUGAAGCUACACCACGCACUGUUGUUAGUGGGCUUGUGAAGUUCAUCCCCCUUGAAGAAAUGCAGAACCGGAAAGUUUGUGUUCUGUGCAACCUGGAACCAGAAACCAUAAGCACAACUACAUCUCAUGCAAUGGUUCUUGCUGCCUUCAAUGAGGACCACAGUAAGGUUGAAUUGGUGGAUCCACCAAGCUCUGCUGCAGUGGGAGAGAGAGUUACCUUCCCUGGUUUUGAAGGUGUGCCUGGUGCUGUGCUUAACUUGAAGGUAUGGGAAGCACUACAAGUAGAUCUGAAGACUGACGCUGAACUGGUUGCUCGGUACAAAGACGUGCCAUUAACUACGUCAGCUGGAGUUUGCAAAGUCUUGUCCAUACCAAGUGGAAUCAUAGGGUAGAGGCUGUGAUGGAAAUUGGGUAGAGGCUGUCAUAGAAAUUUCAAAGGUUUUGAUUGUUUCGUUGUAACCUCAGUUCCGGACAAUCUUCUCAUUUUUCGGCUUGCAAAAAAGCUUUAAUCAAUUAUCCAGGAACGCGACGAUUGUCCGCAACCUAACAUUCAUCUAAUUUAUUCAAUUCAAUCAACAGAUUCAACACCA